Molecule: messenger RNA, 4911 nt
Organism: Siniperca chuatsi (mandarin fish)
Lineage: Eukaryota; Metazoa; Chordata; Actinopteri; Centrarchiformes; Sinipercidae
Product: synaptotagmin-2-like
Exons: 12
Coding region: 471-1769 (432 amino acids)
Biological process (GO): regulation of dopamine secretion; regulation of calcium ion-dependent exocytosis; calcium ion-regulated exocytosis of neurotransmitter
Cellular component (GO): synaptic vesicle membrane; axon; dense core granule
Molecular function (GO): phosphatidylserine binding; calcium ion binding; calcium-dependent phospholipid binding
Source: RefSeq, a predicted model, not a curated record
CUUAGGGAAAAAGGAAAAAAAAAAAAAAAAGAGAUGAGCUGGGCGGGAGGGUUUCUGGUGCACCACACAACUGGCCCCCUUCCAAUUAAAGAAGAGAGCUUAUGUUAUUGAAAAGCAGCUUAGCCAAUCAGGAGGCAGUGCAGGCAAAGACAGCAGGAAAAAAGCAGCAGAGCGAGUGGGCAAGAGGAAGAAAAAAAACUGCAGUGUUGUCACGGAGCCUGUGGAGAAGGGGAAGAGCUCGGUGUCCAGAGGAGAGCAACCUGCACAAAAGGUGGGAGCGUCAGUGCUGUGGUUUUGUUCUACCUUCCUUUUCACUGCAAAGCUCAGAAUGACACAUCACACAACUGUGGGAUGAAAUUGACUGCAGCAGCAAAAUCAUUCAGGGUUACUGACUGACAAAAUUCUCACUGUGAUUACCUCCAGCCACUUUUCGGCAUUCAAGAUUUGGCUGGACUGUGUGUACAGUCUAAAUGACGAAGUGGAACUUGUUCAGGCAUCAGACAACGCCCAUGGUCGCUGCUAAGCCAACAGGGGCCAGUGCCUUGACUGUGACUCCAGCCCCUGUCGCAUUAGUCUCUGCUGACAACUCCACAGAACCGGUCAACAAGAACGAUGCCUUCGACGAGAUCAAAAACAAGUUCCUGAAUGAAAUCGACAAGAUCCCACUGCCAUCCUGGGCCAUCAUUGCCAUUGCCGUGGUCGCUGCUUUACUCAUUCUAACAUGCUGCUUCUGCAUCAUCAAGAAAUGCUGUUGCAAGAAGAAGAAGAACAAGAAGGGCAAGAAGGGGAAGGGUGACAUGGGAAUGAAGAACCUGAAAGGGGGAGAGAAACAACAGGAUGAUGAUGACGAAGAAGAUGAUGUCGAACCUGGACUCACUGGAGACGAGAAAGAGGAAGAAGUGAAGGAGAAAGAAAAGCUUGGGAAGCUGCAGUACUCCAUUGAUUAUGACUUCCAGGAGAACAAGCUGACUGUUGGAAUCCUGCAAGCAGCUGAUCUCCUCUCCAUGGACAGCGGUGGCACCUCUGACCCCUACGUCAAGGUCUUCGUCCUCCCUGACAAGAAGAAGAAGUUUGACACAAAAGUUCACAAGAAAACACUCAAUCCUGUCUUCAACGAGACCUUUAUCUUCAAGAUUCCAUUCCAAGAGAUGGGAGGGAAGACUCUGGUAAUGUCAGUCUAUGACUUUGAUCGCUUCUCUAAACAUGAUGUCAUCGGAGAAAUUAAAAUACCCAUGAACACCCUUGACCUGGCAAAGCCAAUUGAGGAGUGGAGAGACCUGGACAGCGCAGAUCAAGAAGAGCCGGAGAAGCUGGGUGAUAUUUGCAUCUCUCUGCGUUACGUCCCUACUGCUGGCAAACUUACCAUCUGUAUUCUGGAGGCCAAGAACCUGAAGAAAAUGGAUGUGGGCGGACUGUCAGAUCCCUAUGUGAAAAUUAACCUGCUGCAGAAUGGAAAGAGGCUGAAGAAGAAGAAGACGACAGUGAAGAAGAACACUUUGAAUCCGUACUACAACGAGUCCUUCAGCUUUGAGAUUCCUCUUGAGCAAAUGCAGAAAAUCCUAGCUGUGAUCACAGUGCUGGAUUAUGACAAGAUUGGCAAGAACGAUGCCAUUGGGAAGAUCUUGGUGGGAAGCAAGUCCACAGGGGCCGGGCUGAAACACUGGUCCGACAUGCUGGCCAACCCUCGUCGCCCCAUCGCCCAGUGGCAUCCACUGCAGCCAGAGGAGGAGGUGGAUGCCGCCCUCGCAGCCCUCAAUGCCAAGAAGUAAACUCCCACCAGAACACAUCGUACCCACCUCCGCCUACCUACCCAUGCUUUUCCCAUCAUCUCCCCAGGUCCCACAUAUCAGUGUAUAUUCCAACACCCUAACUGUACAUCUGCUCCCUCCACCCACCUCCUCUCCCUCCGUCACCUUUCAAAAGAUCCAUAGGUACCAUUUAACAUGAUGGGAAAUAUAGUUUAAAAAAAGCAUCAUGUUAUAUGAAUUCAUGUCAUUGAAAAAAGAAGACAAGUAACAGGAUGGACAGAUACUCCGUUGAUUUCCUUUAGAUCUAUUUUUGUAUUGGGGUUGUGGUUCCAUUAAUAAGAAUACAGAGUAGACUAUGAAGAACAGUUAGAGUGCUAUAUAGGAAUCUGGUGAUAGAGGGGAUAAAACAUACAUUUGCUCAUAUUGUACUUCUCACCCCUUCCCUUUAGUGACACAGUUUGCUUAGAAUAGUGCUUAAUAAUAAAAUGCUUUAUACUGCCAUAUGAUAGAGAAAUAACACAAGCAGGUCCAUUCCUUCGGUGUAUUGUGCACCAUGUUCCACACCUGCCAGUUAUCAUACUAGAUGAUUCUGUUAGUUUGAAGUACAUUCCUAGAGUUGGGUAGCAAGUAGGGAUAGGCACAUAUCCAGUUACCCUCAAACACACUGCCUUUUUGAUUAGUUAACCUUCCACCCAUCGUCUCAGGAAAACUGAGAGGAAACUGAAACUCCAUGCCUUUUUUUCUAAACGGGUUGUUAUUAUUCAAAUACUCCACUUGAUGAGAAAGAAAUGUUGGAUUCAAAAGCUUGACCGCUUGUUUUUUUCAGUGAUGUAAGGCUCACGACUAGUGUUAGUUUCUCCAUGAAUGGUAUGUCAGGGAACAGGGAGUGAUGGAUUUUCAGUAAAAAGGGUAUUUGUGUGUUUUUGUGCAAAAAGGAUGCGUCUGUCAUCUGAACAACAAAAUGCGAGGAAAUAUCAGAGCAGGUACAACAGAGACUGAUUCCAACUACCAAUGACAUGAUAUUUACAAGGUGUCGAUUACUGCCUGCAGUCUACCACCUCCCCUCCCAACGCCUCUGAUUCUGUAUCUCACUUGUUCAGUGCUACUGCCAUUAGUCAUGGACUUGACACAAGGGUUUUACUUCAAAGGAAUCCCUAUAACCGUCUUACAGUCAUAAAGGAGACAAGCCUUCAAAGUAACAAAAUAAGCAAUUUUCAACUACCAGGGACGCCUUCCAGUUAGCGGUGUUGUUCUCUUCAUUUCUUUCUUUCUUCUUAUUUUUCUAUCUCUUUUUCCUUUUAUUUAUCCAGUUAUAUUUUUCUUUUUUAUUUAACUUCAAACACUUUUAUUCCUCAAGCACUUUAAAUCCAAAUGUCACGUUUAAGUACCCUCAGAAACCAGAGCUUUAAUUAUUUAUGUUAGGAAUAACUGCUGGUUUUUAAAAAAAGAGCAAGGGAGUGCAUUAUGUAAGCAGGGUUUUUUUGUUGUUGUUGCUUUGUUUUGGCUCAGCUUUUUGUGUAUGUGUUCUGAUUGUUUGAAUAUUACGUUUCUCACUUGAUUGCAAGGAUAUGGAAGAAGGCACUGAUCCAUGUGUAUUUUAUACACAGCUUACCAAACUGUUGAAUUUAAUUGCACUACUGGGUAUUAUUCUGUUCUGUGGUAAUUUGACACUGUUCUUGAUCUGUGUACUUUUUUUUUAAUGAUAAAAUGUUGUGAGAUUGAAUUUUUCUGUGGCACAUGUGGUAUGCCAGACAGGUCUCCUCAUAAAUGGACUCCUCUGAUAAGAAAAGAGACACGUUUCAAUCUAAGGCUGCUCUCUGGCUCCUUCACAGAAUGUAAUUAGUUCAGUGUAUUGGUAAAUUAAUGUUCUGUUGAAGAGAAAUUUUGAGGAUGAACUUUGUCUUGUGAAAAAAUCCAAACUUUUUUGACCAAAACUCAUCAGCCCUGAAUAAAUUGGUGAAAGCUUUAUUGGUAAUUAAAAUUCUGAUAUGUUUGGGCCCCAGUAUUACUGCUUGUAGGUCUAGUUAUUAAUUAAAAUCAGUGCUGUCUGUGAGCAUCAACAGCAAAAACUACCUGUUGACUGUGUGCGAGAAAAUGCAAAGUCAAGGUAAAUCUAGUACUGCAACUUUUUUUGAAAUUUAAUGAAUGUUGGCUCUUGUAUUUUUCUCUGUUGGAAAUUGUAACUUCUUAUUUUUUUAUAACCAACAUAGACCAUGUUCAGAUUUCUGUUUUUCAUAUCACGUAAUCUUUUUCUUCUGUUGAUGAAGCAGCACUAAAGAAAAGGCAACAUGGAAGCAAUCAAGCAACCCAUUGGUGUGUAGUUUUGCCUAUAUUCAUACACGUUGAUACUGCAUGUUUAUACAAAAUACUGUACAUAAGAGCAUGUUUUAGAGACGAAGCAAAAAUAUCUCGUGUACGUAAAUGGGUGUCAUUUGUCAUUUUAAUAACACAACGGAGGGAAAAAAAGAUGCACUGUAUAUUUUCUAAAUGAAACAAAUGUGUAUUUAUUUUCCAUGAGGGUCAUUGGAGAGAAUGUCAUACAAAUAUUAGAGUACUAUUACUAAUAAGAACCUUUCCACGCCUGAAAUUCUUAAGCAAGUGUGUCGUCCAGUACUGUGUGUGAGUUCAUGUAGGAUGAAAAUGUAGCCGCAUGCUUGCUAUCUAAUUCCUUGUGGUCCUAAUUUUUAUUUGAUAUAAUUUAUCUGCCAUACAUAUUGUUUCAGCACUUAUCUGAAGGCCAAUGUUUGACUUACUUCUGAAUUUUAUUGCUAUUGCCUAUUGCUUUUAAAAAAAUGUUUUCAAAUGUUUAUUGUUUUGGGGGAGGGGGGGUCCUCCAAGUCUAUAAGAUAAUUUUCUAGUAACAGAUUUGGCUAGGUGUUAUUCUGAAAUAACUCAUUAGAAGAAGAAGAAUUGAAUAAUGAUGAUGAUGAAUAAUUCUGCGAUCUGUAGGUGGAUUGUAGGAGUCAUUAUUAUUAUUUGUGCCAGCACUGAACCAGAAUGAAGUCUGUUGGAUCAUAUCUUUAUAUGAAAUGCAUUUCUAGGGGCCAAAAGAUUAAUAAUCCCAUUCCAGUGAACACAAAUGACUUGGAAAGCCCUUCUUCUCUCUUUCUUUACUUGGAAGUUUUUAUUUUUCACUUCUAUUUAAAUGACCUGAAACCCUUCA